AUGGCUCCAUUGUCACGGAGACGAACGUUCUCGGCUCGAUCGAUGGCGCCACUACGAAACUCCCGAAAUGGAAAUACAACCCCAACCGAUGGACCUCCACUGAAGAAGCGCAAAUACAUCCCUGGUGGACCUGGCGGCGGUGGCAGGUUUAUCGAGAUAGAUGCCGUUGUUGAACGAAAACCACCGCUAGCUGCCGUCGUGGAACCGGUCGUUCCAGCCCAGAGUCAACCUUCUCCACGUCCUCGACGCGAGAUCGCCCCUGCUAUCGUCAGCACCCCGCUUCCCAUGACCACUCCGCCUUCUACUCGUCCUCGCCGAGAACGUACCCAGAGCCGAGGCCGCUAUAGUUCCGCGACUGCUGCUGCUUUGGCUCUCCAACAAGGUGAUGGAUAUAAACCUCGUGAGGAACGCGGCUGGGAAGAGUUUCACCCUGAUCUGGACAUUGAAGCCAAAUUUGCAGUCUUCAGUGCCGAAGAAGUGGAUGGUGCCAAUAAACCACAACAACCUAUUACAAAUAAUCAGCUUACCAAUGGGGUAUCUAUGACCUCCCAUGGUGACGAUGCCUCUACAAUCGCCACUCCAGCCAUCCCCCAAACACCUCCCAAACGACGCCCGGGUCGUCCUCCACGGCGACCAGAUGCGAUGCUCAGUGCUAUUAUAAGUCCUGAACAGCCAAAGGUCGUUCCACCUCCGGGCCCGAAUCCUCGCGAACGGCUAACCCUUCCGAAACCGAACUUUCACCUACGUGAUCCAUUUGUCCGCUACGAGCAGAAAGGCGUCAACCAGCAAAAUUACGUGGAUCGUACAAUGGCUAGUGUUGGCUACCAAGAAAGUGACUUGUUUGUACGCCACGAUCGUCGACUGAUUCGUAUGGCCGAAGGGGCUAUUGAAGAAGAUCUAGAUCUGGAUCCACCUGUCACGGAUGGCGAUACAAACGCGGCGAUUGGCUCUUUGGGUGUUGGAAGGGUGGAAUAUGAUAUGGACGAACAAGAUGAGAAAUGGUUGGAAGAUUACAACAAUAGGCGGAAGGCUGAUCAGCUGGAAGCGAUCAAGCCUGCCGUUUUUGAAAUUACCAUGACCAAGAUUGAGAAAGAGUGGUAUGCGCUAGAAAAGAAAAUCCCGAAGCCGAAUCCGAAGCCACCUCAAACACAACGUCCGCGCUCAAGCUCUGCCGCCGCUGUCAACGGUGAGCCAGUGGGAGAUGGUGAAGAACAGGACAGCAAAUGUGCAGUUUGCGAUGACGGAGACUGCGAAAAUUCCAACGCUAUUGUUUUCUGUGAUGGAUGCGAUCUUGCUGUGCACCAAGAAUGUUAUGGCGUUCCAUAUAUCCCGGAAGGUCAAUGGCUAUGUCGAAAAUGCCAAUUGAUUGGACGCGGGUCUCCAAACUGUAUUUUCUGUCCGAAUACUGAGGGCGCCUUCAAACAAACAAACACAUCAAAGUGGUCACAUUUGCUUUGUUCUAUCUGGAUUCCGGAAGUGGGUAUCGGUAACCAGUCACUGAUGGAGCCCGUCACCGACGUCGAGAAAGUACCCAAGAGUCGAUGGAAGCUUCAGUGCUAUAUUUGUAAGCAGCGAAUGGGCGCCUCAAUCCAGUGCAGCAACAAGAAUUGCUUCGUCGCGUUCCAUGUCACGUGUGCAAGACGCUCUCAACUUUAUUUAAAGAUGAAGUCUGCCCACAAUUCGGCAAUUAUGGAUUCUCACCUAUUGAAAGCCUUUUGUCACAAGCAUGUCCCGCCUGACUGGCGAAAGGAACAUGGCACUGAUGCCGCCUACGCUGAAGCCGUGGAAUACUACAAGAAUACAAUGCAUGGCAAAAGGUGGGGCGAUAGUCAGGCAGCUGCUCUUGCACUUGGUCCGUCUCUUCCAGAUGGGAGCGAAGCGAUGGAGAGCCAUGCUCAUCAUGGUCCAAAUAUCCAUUUGACCUUUAAUGUAGGAGGUAAUAAACGGAAACGGACGACUCCAUCGAAACCUACAUGGAAGUUGGCUUCCGGGGCACCGGUCAUUCCCCAGACAGUGCUGAACUCUGUCGUGGCUUCGUUGCAGCGUUUUUCUGUGCGCCAACGGAAACAGUAUGCCGAGGAUGCCUGCAAAUACUGGACCCUGAAGCGAGAAGCCCGGCGAGGAGCUGCUCUGUUGAAGCGCCUUCAGCUUCAGCUGGAGACAUUCUCGUCGAUGGAGAUGACUAGACGCAAUUUCGCUGGCAUGGGCCACAUUGGCCUGUCGCGUCUCCAGCGCCGUAUCGAUUUUGCAGAAACCUUAUCUUCCGAUGUUGAAAGAGUUCGUGCUCUUUGCGCCGACGUGAAGGAACGUGAGAGUGCCAAGCUCGAAGACGUUGAGAUGCUCCGCAAUAUUAUCGAUACCGUUUACUUUCCUAUACCUCCAUUGUUGUGGCCGAUAUUUGAGAAAAUUCAGACUCUCGAUCCCAAAGGUGUAUUUCGUGCACCUCUACAAGCUGUCCGCACUCGCUUGGAAUCACGAUACUACACAAAUGUGGCGGUAUUCUCUGCCGACCUGGCACAUAUCUUCACCACCGAGAUAGGUGCUCAGCCAGUUGAGGAUACAGCGGAGCUUCAGCUGCAGAUUAGUGGACGCGCACCUGAGCUUACACUAGACCAGCGCGAGAAGAGAAAAUUGGCAAAGAGGGUUAUCAAAUCGAUCCAACCAUUCCUCGAGGACGCCAUCCGGAAGGAAACUGAACUGAGCGGCUUGCCAUUCGAAAAGGAACUUAAAGAGCUAGACAAUAUCUUUGAGAGUGGGGUUCUGUCACGAAGAAUAUCUGUGGUAGACGCUCUCGAUACUACAUCCGACCACGCUGUGGUGACGAACGGGUUGCCUGCCGUUGAGUCUGACGGGCAUGUAGAGAUCCGCAACCCCGACACAGCAGCACAAACGCAAACACCGGUAGCCGACAGGGACGUUGACAUGUCUGAUGCGGGUGAUAAGUACAGCCAAGCCACAAACGCUAUCAUCACCGCACCCUCCAGUGACAGAGCUGGAGAUGAGUCAAUGGAAGAAUCUGAAAUCAUCGCUGAUAGCAUGGCUGGCGAUAAGGUCAAAAAGGACGACGAAAGUGUGGUUUCCCAGCCAGAUGGUCAUGCUACAAGAGCAGCACGAGGUCCAUUGACACCGCCAUUGAGCUCACAGGGAGAUCAACAACAGGGGCCACUUGCUCAAGGAGGCAUUCAAUGGUAUAUGCAGCCGUUUGACCCUGUUGGCACGACCAUACAUGAAGAGCGGUGGACUGGCCGGGACGUCCUCCGUGGCAUGAGCGAGGAACUGAGCGAGCUCGACGAGGACGAGCUUGAGGACUUGGGGGGCGAUGAGAGCAAAGAUGAGAUCAAGGGGGAACCGGAUAAAGUCAAUGGAGAAGCCCCUGAACCUGCGAAUGUUCGUCGGACACGCCGACGGUAUCGGGGAUUCAGGUAG
This is a messenger RNA of Talaromyces marneffei, 3426 nucleotides long. RefSeq lists its product as uncharacterized. Gene Ontology annotation, biological process: regulation of transcription by RNA polymerase II. Bases 1 to 3426 code for a protein of 1141 amino acids. The transcript is spliced from 2 exons. The record is from RefSeq and is a predicted model, not a curated record. NCBI's taxonomy places the organism in Eukaryota, Fungi, Ascomycota, Eurotiomycetes, Eurotiales, Trichocomaceae.